Molecule: messenger RNA, 7443 nt
Organism: Penicillium vulpinum
Lineage: Eukaryota; Fungi; Ascomycota; Eurotiomycetes; Eurotiales; Aspergillaceae
Product: type I polyketide synthase
Exons: 3
Coding region: 1-7443 (2480 amino acids)
Biological process (GO): fatty acid biosynthetic process; secondary metabolite biosynthetic process
Molecular function (GO): 3-oxoacyl-[acyl-carrier-protein] synthase activity; fatty acid synthase activity
Source: RefSeq, a predicted model, not a curated record
AUGUCAUCCGAACCCAUUGCCAUUAUCGGAACAGGAUGCAGACUUCCCGGAGAGUCAACCAGUCCAGCAAAGCUAUGGUCCCUCCUAAAGGAGCCUCGAGAUGUCCUUACCAAGAUUUCAGAAACUCGUUUUAAUCCGGAUGGGUUUUAUCAUCCCACUGGCAAAAAUCCCUCGACAAGUAGGGUGACAGAGUCUUAUCUACUGUCAGAAGACAUCCGCUGCUUUGACGCGCAGUUCUUCAACAUCAAUCCGGUCGAGGCCGAGGCAAUUGAUCCUCAGCAACGUGUGUUGUUGGAGACUGUUUAUGAGGCCAUUGACUCAGCAGGUCUACCUUUGGCAGACCUAAAUGGAUCAGACACGGCUGUUUAUGUUGGCGUGAUGCGUGAAGAGUAUAGCCUUCACCUCCGCCAAGACCCGAAUGUCAUACCAACAUACACUGCCACUGGUACCGAACGCAGUAUCCUCGUCAAUCGCAUCUCAUACUUCUUCAACUGGCAUGGCCCUUCCAUGGCAAUCGAUACCGCCUGCUCUUCCAGCCUAGUUGCCCUGCACGAGGCAGUAAAAUCCUUGAGGUCAGGCGAGUGUCGAAUCGCCGUAGCAGCGGGAACAAAUCUUAUCUUGAGACCAGAAACAUAUGCCGCAUUGAAUGGAUUAAAUAUGGUCUCACCAAGCGGUCGUUCGCGUAUGUGGGAUGUCGAUGCGGACGGAUAUGGUCGAGGUGAGGGUGUUGGGGCAGUCAUCCUUAAGACACUGUCGGCAGCUAUUGCUGAUGGUGACCAUAUUGAAUGCAUUGUGCGGGAAACGGGUGUGAACCAAGAUGGACGAACAAGUGGAAUUACUGUACCGAGUCAGAAAUCUCAAACUGCUCUUAUCCAAGAGACGUACCGGAAGGCUGGCCUAAACCCAUUCAAAGUAGCCGAUCGCUGCCAAUUCUUUGAGGCGCAUGGCACGGGCACUCCGGCUGGUGACCCCAUUGAAGCAGAGGCCAUCCACCGGGCGUUCUUUUCUUCCGCUUCUGCCAAAAAUGACACCCUCUACGUCGGCUCCGUCAAGACUGUUUGCGGUCACACUGAAGGGACUGCUGGGAUUGCUGCUGUCAUCAAAGCCUCCCUGGCCCUUCAACAUGGAAUCAUACCUCCAAAUAUGUUGUUGAAUGAAUUGCAUCCCAAGGUGAAGCCAUUCUCAGACCACCUUCAGGUACCCAUGCAGGCUAUUUCUUGGCCUGCAGUUGAGAAGGGCCAGCCUCGCAGGGCCAGUGUCAACAAUUUCGGUUUUGGAGGGACCAACGCCCAUGCGAUCCUAGAAAGCUAUGAAGCAGCGUCGACAACAACAGCAAUCACGACCAGCCACAAUCCCGUUUUUAAUCCAUUCGUUUUCUCUGCGGCCUCUGAAAAGUCUUUGGAUACUAUGUUGUCUGCCUACUCAACUUGGCUACACAACUUAGACGAGUCAUCGAUCAAUCUCCGCGAUUUGAGUUACACACUUUCUUCACGCAAGUCCGAGCUAGCUUUCAAGGCAGCCAUAUCCGCCUCAUCGGUUGAGACGCUUUGCCAUAAACUGGCUUCAAAGCAGACAGACAUAACCAGAGGUUCCCAGAUCCCAGCUCGCAUUCUGGGCAUAUUUACGGGUCAAGGAGCUCAAUGGGCGGGGAUGGGUAAAUCCUUAAUUAUUUCCUGUGCCUUUGUGCGGGAGCGCAUAGCACACUUGCAGAACACGUUAUACUCUCUCCCGAAUGGAGAUCGCCCUUCAUGGUCGAUCAUGGAGGAACUUCUCGCAGCACCUGAAGACAGCAAACUGCACGAGGCUUCAAUCUCUCAACCAUUAUGUACUGCAAUCCAGAUCGUCCUGGUUGAUCUACUUCGCGGCGCAGGGAUAUCUUUUCACUCUGUCGUGGGUCAUUCCUCUGGCGAAAUUGCAGCGGCAUAUGCAGCGGGUUUCCUUUCUGCCGAAGAUGCAAUGAAAGUUGCCUACUACCGCGGCUUCCACGCCAAGCUGGCCAGGAGCUCAAAUGGAAAGCCAGGCGCCAUGAUGGCGGUUGCUACAACUUGGGAGGAUGCAAACGAAAUAUGCAAUUUAGAGCAGUUUGAGGGCCGCAUAUGCAUGGCGGCAAGCAACUCCAUGACAAGCGUAACCCUUUCUGGUGAUGCCGAUGCAAUUGAGGAGGCUUUGGAGAUUCUUCAGGAAGAGAAUAAGUUCUCAAAGAUACUCGAAGUCGACACGGCAUACCACUCACAUCACAUGCUUCCAUGUGCUGAACCCUACCGUAUCUCAAUCCAAAAUUCCAAUAUUCAACUAUCUCCUGGCAACCUAUGUCGGUGGUUUUCUUCAGUCCGAAAUGGGGACCGGAUUGAAACCGCCGAUGGGCCCGAUGCCGCUUAUUGGACAGAAAAUAUGAUCAGCACUGUUCAAUUCUCAAGGGCCAUUCAACAGGCAUUGGAUGAGGAGGACCCAUUCAAUCAUGUGCUCGAGAUUGGACCACAUCCAGCUUUGCGAGGUCCAGCCCAACAAAUUAUUCAAGCUAGCCAAGGUGAGCAGUUACCUUAUUCGGGGCUUUUACACCGCGACCUUGAUGGUUUAGAGAGUGUGUCAAAGGCCCUAGGGAACUUAUGGAAACACCAUGGCUCAAAAGCUGUCGACUUUGCUAGCUAUGAUAGUAUUAUGUCCGGGCCUGAUUUGGAGAGACCUAGGCAACUGAAUAAUCUGCCACCAUACCCUUGGGAUCAUGAUCGCUCUUUCUGGUUUGAGUCUCGAGCAUCAAGAGUAAAUCGCCUCCGCAGCGAUCCCUUCCAUGACAUCUUGGGCACAAGGGAGGUCAAUACCAUGGAUGAGUUGCGUUGGCGCAACACACUCAAGGUCUCAGAUAUUCCUUGGGUGAAAGGGCACCAGGUUCAACGCCAGAUCCUGUUCCCUGGAGCAGGAUAUGCGGUUGCUGCGAUUGAGGCUGCUCAGAUUCUCGCCAAAGGCGAGGAUAUUAUCGUGAUUGAGCUGUUAGACCUUGCUAUUCAUCGUGCAACCUCUUUUGAUGAUGAAAACGCUGCUGUUGAAACUUUGGUCACACUUUCGAGAAUUUCGAGACGCCUCGGAGCUAUUUCAGCAGACUUUCAGUUCCAUGCGGCCCCCAACGCAGGGUCCGAUACUUUGGCUCUUACUUCGAGCUGCCAAAUUCAUAUCUCUUUGGGCACACCGUCUCUGGACUCUCUUCCCAUACGCUCUGUGAGGGCACCCAAUCUUGUCGAUGUUCCCACCGACCUGUUUUAUAAGUCUCUUGGCAAGCUCGGGUAUGGCUACAGUGGGCCAUUCCGAGCCCUAUCAAGCCUUCAGCGUUCAUAUAAGGCCGGCACGGGUCUUGUAGGUAACCCUCAACGGGACAUUGGUGGGGACACGAGUCCAUUGCUCAUCCAUCCGGCUAUCCUUGAUUCCAGCUUUCAAGCGGCAUGUCUCGCCUUUUGCCAUCCGAGCGACGGAGGCCUUCACCGUUUACACGUUCCCGUUCACAUCCGCUGCAUCCGCAUCAACCAUUCCGCUUGUCAGAAGGAGCUAGCUGACGAAUGCAACCUUGCAUUUGACUCACUCAUACCGGACAGCACCCCACCAAGCUUUGAGGCGGAUGUUGGUUUGUUUAGCGUCGAAGGUACAAAAGGGAACGCACUAGUCCAUAUUGAAGGGUUGGAACUGGCUCCUGUAUCUGAUGCAGCGGAGGAGAAUUACCGUGCCAUUUUUUCAACAAUGCAAUGGGGUCUAGCUGCACCUGAUGGCAAUGCUGCAGCGUCUGCUGCUGGUGUCUCCUUCGACGCUCAUCGUGUUGAGCUGGCUACAGUGGCAGCACAAGGGGUUUUAUAUUACCUUCAACAUCUCACAGAGACGAUUACAGAAACUGAAAGGGCCAAGGCAACUUGGUUUCAUCAGCGAAUUUUCCCCUUUGCGGAGGAUGUCAUUUCCAGGGCUAUGGAUGGCACUCAUCCGUGUGUCAAGAAAAAAUGGAUUCAAAAUGAUCGCGAGCAUGUCUAUCGACUCAUGGAUAAGUUCAGCGACGACGUUCUGAUAAAGAUGAUCAAGGUAGUUGGAGAGAACCUCCCGGCUGCCGUUCGUGGUGAUAUCAACAUACUGGAGCACAUGAUGCAUGGUGGGCUUCUGGACAAAUUCUACACUGAUUCAUUGGGCGUAAAAGAGUCAACAAGUACCUUGGCGCAGAUGGUAAACCAGAUUGUUCAUCGCCACCCAAAUCUUGAUAUUAUUGAGAUUGGAGCUGGUACUGGCGGCGCCACCAAGGCUAUCUUUGAUACAUUGGAUGCUUUUGACUCUUACACCUUCACUGAUGUUAGCUCUGGCUUCUUUGAAAAAGCACAGCAGAUACUUGGAAAGUGGGAGAAUCACGCGAAGAAAAUGAAAUUCAGCACUUUGGACAUCGAGAAGGACGUGACGAGUCAAGGAUAUACUCCCGGUUCAUACGAUCUGGUUGUGGCUUCCUCUGUACUCCAUGUGACAGCGUCUCUAGAAGAGACUAUGAAGAAUAUCCGCCAGCUCCUUAAACCUGGAGGCUAUUUGGUCAUACUGGAAUUGACAAGUGUUGAAAAGGGGACACCCGCUUUCGGAUUCAUCUUCUCUGGACUUCCAGGAUGGUGGCUUGGUGUCAAUGACAAUCGAUUGUUAUCUCCUCUUAUCAGUCCUCAGGAAUGGGACCCUAUCCUGAGAUCAGCUUGUUUUUCUGGGGUUGAUACAGUCACUCCAAUAGUAAGCCCUUUAGCCUGUCCCAUUUACGUGAUGGCCACUCAAGCGGUCGAUGAUCAUGUACUUGCUGUGCGCCAACCACUUGAAUCUCCCCCUACGGUGCUGAAUGGUACUCUUGCUAUUCUGUGUGGAUCUACUGAAGUAUCGAGAUCGCGAGCCGAAGCCAUUGCAGCUUUGCUUCAGCCAUGGUAUCAUCACGUGUUGCUCCUGCUUUCAGUCGAGGAGCUGGCUCAGAAAGAUCUAAAAUCCUGCCAGCACUUCCUCAGCAUCUCUGACCUAGAUGAACCAUUGUUUCAGAAUCUGUCAGACGGGAAGAUCAACUACCUCAAGGCAGUGUUUGAUAAAUUUAUACUCGGCCUUUGGGUCACUCAAGGGUGUCAGACGGAUCCAUACGCCAAUAUGACAAUUGGGGUCGGUCGAUCUGUGGUCAAUGAACUGUCACAUCUUCGGCUUCAAUUUCUUAACAUUGAACCUGGUCAACCUUUCAAUGUCGCCCUCCUAGCUAACACAUUUCUUAGACUUCGAAUGAUGGAUGAAUGGGACCAUGACCAUAACACCGCUAUGCUCUACUCAAUCGAACCGGAAAUAUCUCACCAGAAUGGUUUCGCCAUCAUUCCGCGACUUCGCAACCUCCAAGCAGCCAAUGAUCGAUACAACUCUUCUCGCCAUCCAAUCACGGUCGAUAGAUUGUCUGAUGAGGCAACGAUCACACUCGUGCAAUCUCAUGAGGGCUGCACGUUGAUGGAAGACCUAGGUUUCCUAUCUGGUCAUACCGAUUCAGAGGAAUUAAUCACCAUUCGGGUAGAGAAGUCUACCAUGAUAUCUAUCGGUCCCCUUAAUGCACGUCAGUUUGUUGUAAUUGGCAAUAUUUUGAGCGGCGAUCGAAGUAACAGGGCUAUUGCCUUCGCGAACAAACAAUCUUCAACCGUUCAAACAUAUCCCCCAAUCUGCCGCUCUUGCCAUAUUGCCCCAGGUAGCGAAGCAAGACUUUUGCUGUUCAUGAUCAGUGAAUACCUCCUUCAGUAUUUGUCGGCGAUUGGAGAUGGACCGGUUGUUCUACACAACCCUGACUCGAACCUCGCUUGGGCUUUAUCUCAAUCCGCUUCACAGCGAGGGCUUAGCCUUGUUUUUACUUCAUCAAUCCAUGCAACAGACAAAAUUUGGUCUCAUAUCAACCCAUAUAUCUCCGAUCAAAGCCUUCGGCGCAUCAUUCCCUUCGCGGCAUCUUGCUUCAUUGAUUUCACCCGUUCAGAGGAUCAAUGCAAUCUGGCCCCGCGGAUCCGCAAUGCCAUCUCUAGGACAUGUAAAUGCCUAACAAUGGAGGAUAUUUUUGGCACUGAUGCAGUGCUACCGACAAAAGUCCCUGUAGAACUAGGGAAACUGUUUGAGACAAUCACUCUCCGGGCCAUCUCGGUAGCCUCAAAUGUGGAAGAUUCUCCUGAGAUUGACACCAUACUAUUACGCGAUCUAAUUGAACCCCGCCCUGUUGAGAAAGGCUGCAUGACGAUGGUUGACUGGACAUUGGAAUCCAAAAUCUCCGUCAGGCUUCAGCCCAUUGAUAGUCGCGUGUUGUUUGCUGCGGACAAGACCUACGUCCUCUUUGGAUUAACCAGCGACUUAGGUCAAGCGCUGGCACAGUGGAUGGUUGAGUACGGGGCUCGGUACAUUGUGCUAGCCUCUCGCCGUCCUAAGAUUGAACCAGCGUGGCUGGAGAAGAUGAGAGAGAUGGGGGCAACCGUCCAAGUCUACUUCGGUGAUGUCGGAAACCGUACUGAAUUGGAGGAAGUUUGCCUGAAUAUAAGGAGCAGCAUGCCAGAGAUCAAGGGCAUCUUCAACGGAGCCAUGGUGCUCAUGGAUGCCAUCGUAGCCAACCUUUCCAUCGAGAUUGUGGAGCAGCAGAUGAAGCCGAAGGUUGAUGGCAGCAGGUUCCUGGACGAGAUAUUCAGUGGUGACGAUCUUGACUUUUUUGUGUGCGUCUCAUCUAUUGGAGCCAUUUGGGGAAAUGGUGGCCAGACAAUUUACUCGGCAAGCAACAUGUACAUGACAGCUCUGGCCUAUCAGCGACGCGCUCGCGGUUUGCCUGCUUCUAUCCUCCACUUGGGAAGCAUUCUCGCUGCAGGGUAUCUUGCCAGACAGGAUGUGUGGGCAUCACUAAACUGGAGUGAGAACAGUGGUCACCAGUGGCUUUCGGAGCGGGAUGUGCAUACCGCCUUUGCUGAAGCAAUUCUGGCAAGCCGACCGGACUCUGGAGUGAUUGUUGAAAUUGUUGUAGGUGAACGUGUGGAAGUCCCGGAGCCUGGAUUGAGGACACAAUGGUUUGAGAAUCCCAAGUUCCUACACCAUGCGAAACAACAACAGAAGGUGAAGGAACAAAAGAGCCAGGCAAAGGAUGUCAUAUCAACCAGGGCUAAAUUGCAAGAUGCCACUUCUAGCGAGGAGGCCUACGAAAUCCUGAAAGAUGGGUUUACUAGCCGAGUAGCUCUAUUACUUCACUGUGACUACAGCGAGUCUGAGCGACAGAAGAUGACCGAAAUGACUUCCUUUGAUCUUGGGAUUGAUUCUUUAAUUGCCGUUGCAAUCCGAAGCUGGUUCUUCCUUGAAUUUGGCAUCGACGUACCGACGUUCAAAAUUCUUGGUGGUGCCACUUUUGCUACCCUUCUUUCUGGUGUUCUCAAGGAUUUACCGGCUGAUAUCACGCCCAACAUGACUACAUAA